AUGGAAAACACAACAGAUGUCCACAAGGGGGCGCUGUCUCCUGUCUCCACCCCAUUCCUACAUGUUUGUCUGAUUAGAAGAAAACUGACCCUGACCUUGACCCCUGUGUGCAGGCAGGAGGUGGGCGAGCUGGACAAGAAGGCCAUGCUGCGGGGGCCCCUGGGGGCCUCUCAGCAACUGGAGCUGCUCAGUGCCUGUGAGGACCUGCACUCAGCACUAGAGGGCGCCUUCUACGUCCAGGAGUGUGUGUUUGAGGACCUGGGGGUGAAGCAGAGCCUGUUCCAGGACGUGGAGGCCCUGGUGGGCAGUGAUGUGAUCCUGAGCAGCUCCACCUCGUGUCUCGUGCCCAGUGCUGUCUUCUCCCGGGUGCAGACGCCCAGCCGCUGCCUAGUGGCCCACCCGGUGAACCCUCCGUACCUGGUGAAGCUGGUGGAGUUGGUCCCUCACCCUCAGACCUCUGCUGCUGUGAUGGACGCUGCCCAGGCCCUCAUGAACCAGGUGGGGCAGGUGCCGGUGCGACUCAGCAGAGAGCUGGACGGUUUCGCCCUCAACAGGAUCCAGAUGGCUGUGAUCGCAGAGUCCUGGAGGCUGGUGCAGGAGGGGGUGAUCUCGGUCAAAGACGUGGAUCUGGUGAUGUCAGAGGGACUGGGCAUGCGCUACGCUUUCAUCGGCCCAAUGGAAACCAUGCACCUGAACGCACCACAAGGUCUGGGGGACUACAUGCAGCGCUACGGACCCGGGAUCCAGCGGGUCCUGUCCUCGUUUGGACCCACCCCGGACUUCAGCGGGGACCAGGCCCAGGACAUCGUCAAGGAAAUGAAUCGGCUCAUUCCCCAGGAGCAGCUCUCAGCCCACAUCGAACGCAGAGAUCAGCUUCUGUCCCUGCUGUCCCAGAUCAAGAAGGACCACUAG
This is a messenger RNA of Knipowitschia caucasica, 912 nucleotides long. Lineage: Eukaryota; Metazoa; Chordata; Actinopteri; Gobiiformes; Gobiidae. The record is from the annotation of a GenBank genome assembly.